UCAACAAAGAAUAUACUUCAGUAGCGAACAAACACGCAUUAUUUCAACAUUGUAUAUUACAGAAAUGUUGCAUGUUACAUUGUUAUAUAGUUUCACAUUACUAAAUUAAGAUAUUACUUACAUAUAAAUUGUAGAAUCAAUCCCAAAAUGUUUGCCAACAAGUAUUACGAAAGCGAUAUAAAGUACACCUUCGAGAUAAAUCGUUUCUUCUUCCGUAUACUAGGUAUGUGGCCAUUUCCGCGUACGAAUUCCUUUAUUCCCGAGAUAAUGGAGACAGUUCUGUUGAACAUCGCAUGUUUUACUCUCCUUCUUUCUGAAAUAAUACCGACCAUAAUCUACAUAUUCAUAGUCUUGAAAGACAUUCACUUGAGACUUAAAGUUAUGGGCAUUAUGCUAUUCACAAUCGCGACGACUAUCAAAUACGGCUACGUGUUGCUUUAUAAAAAAGAAAUUAAAAAUUGUUUGAAGCUAAUUGAUGAAGACUGGCGAAAUGUCGUCAACUCGAGUGCUCGCAUUUUAAUGAUCGAUAGAGCAAGAAUUGGUAGACGUUUAAUUAUAAUGUGCGCCAUAUUUGUGUAUUUAAAUGGUGUAGCUAUGCGAGUUAUCGUGCCGCUAUCAAGUGGAAAGAUCAUCACCCCUCAGAACAUCACAAUUAGACCUCUCCCAUCUGUGGCGCAUUUUAUUAUCUUUGAUGUGCAGCGCACUCCCGCUUACGAAAUGGUAUUUUUUCUACAAUCUUGUACGGGAAUUGUAAGAUACACAGUUACGGUUGCAACUUUUGGCUUCAUAACUCUCUCUGUGAUGCAUUUUUGCUCGCAGUUGGAUAUAUUAGUGACAUUAAUUAGUAACUUUGUAAAUGAGCACAAGAAGGAAUAUUUAAACAAGAGAUUAGCUGUUAUUGUGGAACAUCAAAUCAAGACACGCAAUUUUUUACGUUUGGUACAGAAUGCUACUCAAUAUCCAAGUUUAGUAGAAAUUAUGGGAUCUAGCGUACUGAUGUGUUUCGUAGGAUAUUACAUUAUCUUGGACUGGGAAAACCAUAAUGCUAUACGUAUAUGUUCAUAUAUCUUUGCCAUAGUGAUGUUUUUGUUCAACGUAUUUAUCUAUUGCUAUAUGGGCGAACAAGUCGUCGAACAGGAAAAGAAAAUAGCAUUAACAGUGUGCACAUUAGAAUGGUAUCGUCUUCCGAAUGAAAAAGCAAAAGCAUUGAUUUUAAUCAUGGGUAUCUCAGACACUUCGCUAAAUUUAAAAGCAGGGAAAUUUAUCGAUCUUUCUUUCAAAACGUUCGGCAAUGUCGUUAAAAUGACAGUGACAUAUUUAAAUCUUAUUCGAUCAAUCGAAUGAAUCUUAAGAAUUAGU
Molecule: messenger RNA, 1359 nt
Organism: Camponotus floridanus (Florida carpenter ant)
Lineage: Eukaryota; Metazoa; Arthropoda; Insecta; Hymenoptera; Formicidae
Product: odorant receptor 4
Exons: 5
Coding region: 148-1344 (398 amino acids)
Biological process (GO): detection of chemical stimulus involved in sensory perception of smell; sensory perception of smell
Cellular component (GO): plasma membrane
Molecular function (GO): odorant binding; olfactory receptor activity
Source: RefSeq, a predicted model, not a curated record